AUGGACGAUCAGAUCACACGCCUUGUCGACAAGGUGUGGGACAAGUUCCUGCGAACACCUCCAGAGCGGCGGCUCAGCAAGACUACACUCUCACAACUGCUCACAAGCAAACUCAACGCACGGCACAUGACGCUUGAUCCGUCAUCACCAGAGUACACAUCCACGGCCGUGGCAGCCUUCGUGCCAAUGGACGGCUAUCACCUCACACGGGACCAGCUGUCCGCCAUGCCGGAUCCCAUCACCGCCCACGCCCGCCGCGGCGCCGAGUUUACCUUUGACGGAGCCUCGUUCCUGAGAUUAGUGCAGGCGCUGCGGGAACCCCUGGCCCCUUCAUCAGAGACAGUGUACGCACCGUCGUUCGACCACGCCGUCAAGGACCCAAAAGACAACGACAUACCGAUUGCGCCGUCACACCGCAUCGUCGUCUUCGAGGGCAACUACGUCGUGCUGGAUCAGGCUCCCUGGAGCGAUGCCGCGGCGCUCAUGGACGAGCGGUGGUUCGUCGAGGUCGACUUUGCGGUGGCGCGGAAGAGGCUCGUCAGACGGCAUGUUGCGGCUGGGAUCUCGCCCGACGAGGCUGAUGCUGACAAGCGGGCGACGGAGAACGAUCUGGUAAAUGGGGCGGAGAUCGUAGACAAGAGAUUACCGCUGGACGAGAUUAUUGUGUCGAGGGAGGACGAAGCAUGGGUGCAUGAGUGA
This is a messenger RNA of Phaeoacremonium minimum UCRPA7, 699 nucleotides long. RefSeq names its product putative kinase-related protein. Gene Ontology annotation, cellular component: cytoplasm. The transcript is spliced from 2 exons. Bases 1 to 699 code for a protein of 232 amino acids. NCBI's taxonomy places the organism in Eukaryota, Fungi, Ascomycota, Sordariomycetes, Togniniales, Togniniaceae. The record is from RefSeq and is a predicted model, not a curated record.